Messenger RNA from Podarcis lilfordi (Lilford's wall lizard), 28498 nucleotides. Lineage: Eukaryota; Metazoa; Chordata; Lepidosauria; Squamata; Lacertidae. The record is from the annotation of a GenBank genome assembly.
AGCUACCAGCAGCUAACGCCGCUCGUCUCCUAAAGCUCUUAGCAUACUCUUUCGCCUCUUAGCUCAGAGCCGACGGACCAAACCAACUGCCGAGAUAGAAACAGGGGCGCCCUCAAAAGCCUUGUUCCUUGUACGCUGAGGGAAGUCCUAACAGUUGCGUCUCCCCCCAUUUCCGGGUGCUCGGUGGGACAGUUCCGGCGCGGCCAUUUGAGUUACAACGGCGGGAAAGAAACAGCCGAAGGGAGCUCGCGGUGAGUUCGCUUCUCUCGCGGAAGCUGUCGGGCCUGGCGACUGAGGGGGGCGCGCGCCACAGCCGAAUAGUUCAGCUCAAGGGGGCACUUUGGGCGGGGGGGGUGCGCGCUAGGUGCAGAGGCCCAGGGGCCCUAGUCAGGGAGGGGGGAGCCGUGGGCUCGAGAGGAGUUAUGAGGGGGCGUGGCCAGAAGGAGUGGGGCUUAUCGGACGUUAAGGUAGAGCGCAACAGAGGAAGGGCGUGGCCCCAGGCUGCGUGCCGGGGGCGGGGCAUGGGAGCCGUUGUUACGCGCGCGCGGGUUGUCAACGGUGCCAACGGACGCGCCGCGUGAACGUUGAGGCAAAGAAAAGAGUUCUGAGGGGCGGCUGCUCUUCCGGUUUGAAUUCGCUGUAGCUCAGCGAGGGAGCUCUUGGGAGCGGCUCUGGCAUUUUAUUUUAUUUUAGCCAGAAGCUAAUCAUAGAAAUUUUGGAAGGAACCCCGAAGGUCCUCUAGUCCAACCCCCUGCAAUGCAGGAAUCUGAACUAAAGCAUCCAUGACAGGUGGCUGACCAACCUCUGUUUAGAAACCUCCAAGGAAGGAGAGUCCACCACCUCGGGUGGGAGCCCACUGCUGAACAGCUCUUACUGUCAAAAAGUCUUUCCCAAUGUUUAGUCGAAAUCUUUCUUGCAACUUGAAGCCAUGGGUUCGAGCCCUACCCUCCAGAGCAGGAGAAAAUAAGCAUUCUCCCUCCUCCACGUGACAGCCCUUAAGAUAUUUAAAGAUGGCUGUCAUGUCUCCUCUCAGUCUCCUCCUUUCCAGACUAAACAUAUAUUUCAAGCACUCCUCAUAAGGCUUAGUUUCCAGACCUUUGAUCAUCUUGGUUGCCCUCCUAUGCACACCUUCCAGCUUAUCAACAUCCUUCUUAAUUUGUGGUGUCCAAAAUUGGACACAGUAUUCCAAGUGCGGUCUAAGGCAGAAUAGACUGGUACUAUUACUUCCCUUGAUCUGGACACUAUACUUCUGUUGACGCAGCCUAGAACAGCAUUGGCUUUUUUUGUUGCUGCAUCACACUGUUAACUUAUGUUAAGCUUGUGGACCCCUAGAUCCUUUUCACUUGUACUGCUAGUAAGCCAGGUGUCCCCCAUCCUAUAUUUGUGCAUGUGGUUCUUCCUGUCUUAAGUGCAGAACCUUAUAUUUGUCCCUAUUGAAAUUCAUUUUGUUAGCUUGCACCCAGUUCUCCAAUCUGUUAAGCUCAUUUUGAAUUCUGAUUCUGUCUUCUGUGGCAUUAGCUACUCCUCCCGGUAGGGGUGCCAUCUGCAAACUGGAUGAGCAUCCUCUCAAUUCUUUUAUCCAAGUCAUUUAUAUAGACGUUAACAAUGGGACCAGGACAGAACCCUGCAGCACCCCACUUUUCACUUUUUUCCAGGAUAACGAGGAACCAUUAAUGAGUACUCUUUGGGUUCGGUCAGUCAACCAGCUACAAAUCCACCUAACAGUUACCUCGUUCAACCCAAAUUUUACCAGCUUCCUCGCAAGAAUAUAAUAGGGAACUUUGUCAAAAGCCUUAUUGAAAUAAAGAUACACUAUGUCCACAGCAUUUCCCUGAUCCACCAAGUCUGUAAUUCCAUCAAAAAGAAGAAGAAGAAAGAAAUCAGGUUGGUCUGGCAUGACUUAUUUUUAAGAAACCCAUGCUGGUUCUUAAUAAUCACAGCAUCCUUUUCUAAAUGCUCACAGACCGACUGUUGAAUUAACUGUUCUAGGGUCUUCUCUGGGGUCUUCUCUGGUAUCAAUGUCAAGCUCGCUGGUUGGUAGUUACCUGGACCUUCCUUUCCCCCUUUUUGAAGAUGGGGACAUUUGCCCUCCAGUCUUUAGGGACUGCACCUGUUCUCCAAGAAUUCUCAAAAAUAAUAGACAAAGGCUCUGAAAUUACAUCCGCAAGCUCCUUUAGUACCCUUUCGAUGCAGCUCAUCAGGCCCUGGAGAUUUGAAUUCAUUUAAAGUAGCUAGGUGUUCCCUUACUACUUUUCCUAUCGUGGGCUGCAGCUCCCUCCUUACAUCAUUUGUAGUGCCAAUCUUUGCUGGCUCAAGAGUUGAAGAUAACCCGCUUUUAGUCUUAGCAGCCAAAAAAGAGAGAGAAAACACCUCUAGCUUUCUCGCCAGGUUGACUAGCUUGGGGGGCGGCCGGUUACUUUACAUGCUUUAAUCUUACAUCCCUGUAAGACAGGCAGAUAGCAUUCCUGUAUCUCUGUCGUCCACAAGGUGGAAGUAGGGAGGAAUAGUGGGAAACAAACCAGACGCGAUUUUGGUAGCCACACUUGUUCGUGGAUUUACUCAUCUUCAUAAAAAGUGGAAAGUGUAUGUCUUAUUGUUCCACCUGAAUGUGAUUAUGAAGUGUGUGUGUGUUUUUUUCUCUUUUCAGAAGAAAUAAAUUCAUCUUAAAUUAGCAGUACAGACAAGACAAGAGCAAAAUAUGGAAAACGGUGUUCGGUUAGUAACUAUGAAAAAAAGUAUUUAUAAGUUCAUUUCCACUUUUCUCAACAAAAUUUACAUCAGUCUUGUCCUUGGCAUUUUUUUAAUAGAUUAAUUUGUCCUAAGCAAGUGUAAAUCACAACAUCUGUGCUGGUAAAAAAGUGUAUAGAUUACAAGGGAGUGUUAGUCAGCUAUAAGAAUAUGAAGGUGUGCAUAUAACUGAAGAACUUGCUUCUAGAAGUUGCUAGAAUUUUGACCUAUUAUAUGGAAAUUACAUUUUUUGCAAGAUCAUACUGGCUUCUUAAUUGAAAGGAGUAAUACAAUAAAUAUCAUCUGCCUGAGUCUGUAUGUCUACUGUUGAGGUAGGUGCUUUUCAAAAAAAUACUAUUUUACAAUAAGCAGCAAUGACAGAUCUGCUGUUAAAUUUCUCUCAGCAGACAUAGCAUCUAAGCCCCUCUGUGCCUUCCAGUUCUCAUCUCCCACCAUAUCUUUUAACUUUCACAAUGGCAUUCCACAAAAUAAUAAUUUCAUUAAUAUGCAAUACACAUAUGGACAGAACAGUGAUGUUUGUAUAAGGAACAGCAAAAUAAAUAUACUGACUGAUUGAACUCCAGAGAUGUUCUGCAAGCACCUGAAAUACUCGAGCUGUAUAGGACUGAGCUUGUUCUGUACUUGAAUGGGAGACUACCUAGGACUGUGUCAUUCUGUUUUAUUUUUUUUUUUUUUAAUAAUUUUUAUUAACUGGCCAAUCACAUCAAAUUAAAUCACAUCACAUAAAUUCCAAAUUACAAAGCCAAAUUUUUAAAUUUUGUUGGGGGAACCCAUACUUCAAGAUCCAAAGGGGAUUCAAAUCAUCUUCUUAUUACUGCAUUAAUGUCCAAAUCAGUCCUAAUCAGUCCAAACAGAGUUCAUAGUUCUAUCCAAUCUUAUCUUGGUGUUUCCACAUCAUAUCUUGUUCAUAUAAUUUUUCUUUUUCCUUUACGAUCUCUUCUGUUAGUCUCCUUAAGCCGAUAAGCAAAUAUAAUAAUCCUGUGUGAAUUUCCCGUUCUUCCAAUCUAAGUCCAGAUGGUUUCCAUAAAUCAUCUCCUUCGUAGAUAACAUCGCUCUUUCCAUCAUAAAUUAGGCAGUUGUCACUCUUAAAUCCCACCGAGGAGUUGGAACACGAUAUGUAAACAACUCUGUUUCUUCUCCUCCCAGACUCAAGAGCUCCGACAGUGCCUCCCAAAAUGGCGACGGCAUUUUUAACUGCGUCAUUCCAAAACUCUUAAAUUUCCAGCUUCGUCUUGGAACAUUGCUUUGGUUCGAAAAUUUAUCUCCACACAGCCUUAAAUCCACAACUUAAGUCCUUAAAACGACAUUUCUGACUCUUUAGGGGAGGGAUUCUUGUUUAAUCACAUAGAGAAAUAAAAGAGAGUUUUCCCCCUCCCCCUCAGUCAUUUGCCGUACCGGAUCUUGACGUUUGGUCUCAUUUCAUAUUCGUGUCUUGUGUUAUCAAUGAUCUCUUAAGUAAGCAGUCUUUACUCCCCUCUUUCCUUGAAGUAUGUGCAAUUUAUCUCGUCCAAAUUGUUUCUUUUGAAGAUUCUUGCAAACUAGUGGCGCGGAUCAGAGACGGCUUCGAGGAGUGCCGGAAUCCCACAGGAGGGCUUUGUGCCUAGUGCCCCCAUCCCCACAAAUUCGGGGGUGGUAUAGGGCACAGCAGGCAAGGGCCGUCCCCCCCACAAUCCUGGAGGGGUUAAGGAGGCUAAUUACCCCCAUCAUAGCCUCCAAAUUACCUCAUGUGGGUCGGAGAGAUGUUAUUGUCAGCCAUCUUCCGAUGCGCCCCCUAGUGGCCCCCCUCUGUGUCAUUCUGUUUUAGGAAACUCACAGAUACAAGUGCAAUGAAGAGUUGAUAAAGGUCCUGCUGAAAAAAAAUCAUAAAUGUAAAAUAUAAUAUACCCCUUUAUAGUAAUGUUUCUUUCCCCCUAUUUUGUUAGUAAAAAGAUGCCAAAGAGAAAAUCAAGGAGGGACUUCAGAAAGAAACUGGGAGUAAGUGGCACAUAUCUUUUUCAUUCAAACACAAAUGAGACAUUUUCCACUUCUGUUUAGUUUUAUUUGAUUCACAGCCUUGAGAUAAUCCGUACUGGAGUUCUAUGGGGAAUUUUGAACUUAAACUUUUUUUAAAAAAGCCUUUCGCUCUUCCAACUAUAGAGGUGACACAUGAUAUCCCAAGUGCUUAAAGAGCAUGAUGCAAUACAGAAUCAUCCUCCGUUAGGGGCACUAUAAGUAUACAGAAUAUGUAAAAUACGUGUGUACAUAGAAUGGGAUAAUGAAUGGCUGACAUUCAGAGGCAUGGCAUGACACAAAAUUGGUACAGUCACUGCUGCUCUCCUCCCCUUACCCAGAAAAUCUGCUGCUUGCCACUUUUGGAUUGGAGAUAACACAGUAUUGAUUCCUCAAAUGCACACAAUGGUGCUGUUGCUGUCAAAUCAUAGAGAAUUCCACAGUACCAGAAAAAAAUAUACAAAAUGGUUACAUCCUGCUCACUGACACACACUAUACAAAUACAGGCCACAAACACACACACAUCUCUCACACAUACACACUCAUACAGCUUGGCUGUGAGUCUUGGAAGACUUGUUCCCUGCCUUGCAGGCCUUUUCCCACCUGGCCUGGGAGGGGAGGGCCCUGACUGACUCCAGCUAUGAAAGCUGAGGCUGCUGAAAAGACUCUUGGGCUGGACUAUUGUUUAGGAAGUUUUGCUUGGCUGGGUGUUUCUGUUAUUAAUUAAAUAAAGGAUCUUUAUUUUAGAUCUUAAGAUAUAUGUGGAAAUUGUUCAAUUUGGUUGUGUACUUUUUGGCGUCUAAUUUACUGUUAAUGGCUAAUUUUGGCUUUGUAAUUAUGUGUUUUUUUCACGUUGUAAGCUGCCUUGAGCAUGGUUUUAACUUUGGAAAGCCGGCAUGCAAGUAAAAUGCUGUAUGUAUAUAUGUAUGUAUGUCAUACACUACAUAUACACAGCUACACAAACCUCUCUCUCUCUCUCUCUCUCUUACACAGACCACAUAUACAAGCAGACCACUCACAUACUAGCAUACCUUCCCUCACACACAUUGCAUACAUUUCACCCUCUCUGACAGAUCAUACAUACAUACCUUGCCUGCCCGCCUCUCCCUCUCCCCCCAUCACACCACUAUUCCUCUUUCUAUGUCCAACUGUUUCUCUAUCAAUCACACAAACAGCAUGCACAGAUCCGGAAAAUCCACUCCACAGAUGAAAUAAGUGUCUGUCAUUCACACACACAUAAACCCCUAUCUAUCUCACCCUACCCCAAAGGCCAAUCCCUCCCCCCCCAAAAAAAAUACAUACAUAACCCCUGGUUUCUUGUCUUGUUUUGCUUUCUGCGGGUUUUUUAUUAUAGGAAAUAGUAUUUUGAUAAAACAUUUCUUUCUUGUUGUAAUCCAGUAUAUGAAUUUGUUUGAAUUCUAUUUCUUACGCUGAAAGAAAGAAAUCUCAAUUUUCAGCUAUUUGUUACAGAUUCUGUUUUUUGAGGGUCCUCCCCAGGGAUACCAUGUCAAGUUGCACUUUCAUUUUAAACUGCUUUCUCUUUAGGAACCAGAUGUAUCAGGUAUUUUGAAAGUUCUCCAAACUGACCAAGCAGAGGAACCUGAUGAAUUAUUUGGUUAGUGAUCGCAUUUUGCCUUUUUAAAUUGACACUAAUAGUUACAGAACAUAAAAUAGAAUCUGCUUCAGCGGUGUAAGUCGUGCCCCAAAUCCUGUGAACAGUUUCAGGGCUGAAGCAUUAGAGUAGUCCAAAAUUACAAGGAAUUGAAGUGAAAAAUAUAAAAAUAUGUUCUCCUCACAUGUAAACAAGCCCAUGAGGAGAAAUGAAUGUGCUGUCAAGCCCACCUCUUCUGACACAUUACUGUUAUCAUGUUACUAGCCCUCCAUGAGUUUUGAAGGUGAAGUUCUGAAAUAGGAGGACUGUUAAUUUAAUAAAGUGGUUGUGCUGGAAGGGACAGUUGUCACUGAUAGUGUGCCCUUGCUCUCCCUCAUGUAUAUGUUUACAUUCGAGGUGGACAAAUGUCUGAAUGCCAAAGACUGACCUGUGUUUUUAUUGCUCACUACAAACAAGAUGGUGCAGUUCAAUAAUGCUAGAUUUGUCUAUGUUAUCUAGGUGAACCUUCACAGGAACCUUUACAUAGCACCGCUGUGUCUGCUUAUGAGGAAGAAGAUCAGCAUUCAGAUGGGUCAACAAGCAGUUCAUCAGAUUCUGAGCCAAAAAAGAAGGAUACUAGAGGAAGGUACUACAGAUGUAAAUAUUGAAAACAUGUUUAUCCUUGUAACACAUCAUGUACCCAUUCCUCAUUCACUCACACACCUGUUAGCUUGACUAAAAUAUGCUGGGCAUACUAACAUUGGCCAUUCAUUCAGCACACUACAGAACCCCCAUCUAAUUUUCAGGUGCCUUUUCAUGCAAUUGAGAAGAUAGCAUCCAAACCAUGUGAAAUGCUUGGAUGGUUUGAUUGUUUCUUUUUAAACUUUUAACUAAGGAUAAGGAGGAGUGAACACAAGCAUGCUCCCUCCUUUAUAUUCGAAAUCUAGGGUGCGGAACUGCAGGCCAAUCUGUUCUGUUAGGGGUCCACUUUCGCCCAUGAGGCCAUUAUUCCCAAACCAUGCCUACCUGCCCAUCAGCUGACAUCACUGGUGAUAAGCAGAGAUUAAAUCCUGCUCAAAAGCGCAAGGUGAAGCAGCUUGUGUGCCACCUGCUUUCAGGAGAAACGCACGAGCUGCUUCAGACAAUGCUUUUGGAACCCAGCACGAAGCAGGAUCACACCCCGAUUGUACCAGCUGAUGGGAAGGGAGAGCAAUCCUCUUAAGCACUGGACUUGGUGCACAAGAGAGCUUGUUGCAGGUGUUUGCCAGCUUGCUGCUGUUGCCAGCAAACUUCAGCCUUGUUUCUCUCAUGCCUAUCAAUGGUGGAGAGGGGAGAAACAAGCUCGGAACUGUCCAAAGCACUAAACAUGGGUUUAACAAUGUCCCUUUGCUUAAAGGGGAGGCAGAGCAAAGCACUGUUUGAAAUGAAAGGAGAGGAGUGAAUGUUAAAGUGGGCACAUUGCAAAGCCACAGAUGGGGUUUUGAUAGGUGGGCAGCCCCAUCCACCCUGUGAGGCCUAUGAUGCAAAGGAUCUGGCCUGUGAAGCCAAAACGUUUCCCCACGUGUGUUCUAAAUCAACUUUUAUGUUUCAAAAAUAUGACUGUAGGAGUAUUCCUAGCUUUAAGGUCUAAACAGGAUUAUUAUUUGCAAUCAAUACAUUAUGCAGCAAAAGUGUAUAAAUAUACUGCAUUAUUUUUCUUUGGCUCUUUGUACUCUACUGUGUCAUCAAGACUGAACCUUUAGCUCUUGCAGUACCUUUCUGAGUGGCACAUCUGUGUGACCCCUAGGAACACAUUGUAAGAGAUAUUAGAGAUUUGUAAGUUGUCUCAGUGAAUUAAGCUUCAAUUCCUAUCAGCACAUACUGUUGUGCAGUAUCAGCUCCUUCAGCUCUUAACCACUAUGCAACACGACACUAUGCAACACAAGCCAUAUAGCUUUUUGAGUAACUCAGAUAUUCACAACAGUCGCAUCCUUAUUUUUUUCCUUGCAUGCACACAUCUACAUACCAUUCAAUUCACAUACCCAUUUGAUCCCCACUAUAUUCUUGCUGGCUCUUUGAUUCUUACUGUCAGCAUUGGACAAAUCCUGUGUGCCAACAAUGAAACUUCUUAGCAAGAAAAGAAGUGACCUUUUGAUUUUUAAAGCUACAUGCCAGAAUAUACUGUAUUGCAUUAUUUUAUAUCUUUUUCUAGCAAGUGUCAGCAUAUCUUGAAAUCAAGAUCAGAGAGAGAAGUUUCUGAAGAGGAACCUGUGCAAGAGAAUAUGGUAAAGAAAUGAAGUUAAGAUUGUGUGUCCUACUUUUACUUCAGGAAAACAGACAACAAUAUAUUGAAAAUUCCAAUAUAUUUCCAAUAUAUUGGAAAUAAAUAAUUGGAUCUCUAUGUUUUAAAUGUAUAUUAUUAUAACUGGGUAAUUAAUUCUCCAGAUUUCAAGCAAGUAUGAUUUAUUUACUACUAACUGAAAUCUCAUGCUAGCUAAGAUAAUGAAGAAUGAAUAUUGGUAAUAUUCACAUGGCAUGGCUCUUAAAAUCAUGACUUGGCCUUAGAAAUCAUAUAUAUAUUCCCUUGUAUAUUAUAAUUAUAAUUUCUCUUCUAGGAGCUGAAGCUCUUAAAUGCAUUUACCCCAAUCUAGCAAAUGCAGCUUUUGAGUGCUCAGAAAAGAAGAUUAGCACAAGUAUGAUAGUUGAGGAAUGGCAGACAUACCAGGAAUGGUGUGUUUGGUGCACAAAGCAAUGUAUCUUUCAGGCACAUUAUGUGUAUAGGCUUUUGCAGACUCUUGUUUUCUGUGUUGAGAUAAUUGCAUAUCUUCAGACUACACAGAAAUUAUGAAUGUUAGAAACUUAUUUUAAUGGAAGUUGACACUUAGGCUUUAAAAUAGUGGUGCUCCUAGUCUAAUAUUUCUACAGUACAGCUCAGCUGCUUCCCAUGUGCUCACUAUAAACAGCUACUUAUAUUGGUCCAGUUGUGAUCACAGUUGUCAUAUAUGGUAACAGCUUGAGGCUGUUUUAUUGCUCAUGGCUACCUGUUUUACAAAAUUUUCAUGGUAUCUUUAUUGGAUGUAACCUAAUAUAAUUUAGUUUUUAAUUAUGUUUGCUGUGGGAAAGCAAGGUAAAUUGUGGCUCCCUGCAGCAAGUAUUCAUAUGUUUCUCACAGACUGCAGAAAACAUUGCAGAUGCAUGUUACAUAAAGAUUUAUAAGUGAUGUUUCCAUAAUAUGUAAAGCUGUUUUUAUACCGGGGGGGAAAGUUUGCAUCCGUUCCUAUAAAAUGAAAGGCACUGCAUUUGUAUUCUCUUUAAUCUGAGAAUAAUCACCUGACUGUUUUCAUUUAGAGAGCCACAGAGUCUACAUCCAGCACAGAGAACUAUAGAAUAACAUCUCCGCUGCCAGUAAGAUGCAGCUCUUCAGAAUGCAGAAUAUCAGAUAACAUUCCAGAUCUUAUGGAGGACUUGAAUACUGAUAAGGUUAACUAUAAACUUUGCUAUGCACCAUAGCUGUGAGAACCUUUGUCCUAAGAAUGAUGCCUUUGGGCACAUAUCUGGGUCUUGUUCUUUUCUUUUAAAAAAUGUGUUCAGAAAGCAUUAGUGAAGAAAUACAGUCCUUCCUACAUUUUAGUUUCCAGUAUUUUUUUCACGGUGGUGCUUUAACUGGUGCAGUUUAUGUGUGUGCAAAUUAGUUAGGGGCUGUUGCAAAUGGGCAAGUGUCCUCUUGACACCGUUUCCUUGUAUUUCCUCAACAUGCCUUGGUCAGAACUAGCCAGAAAUACUUGUUGAAAGAGUGUGAGUUCAGACAAACUUCAUAGCUGCUGCUCCUGCCUAAUGUGAUCAUAAAUUUCAAAAUAAAAGCAUUUAAAUGUAUGCAUUUUUAUUUGACAGAUGCCUAUUAGGAGUGCUGAAUGCCACAAGAAGCAGAAAGAGGCUUGUUCACCAGAGAUGGCGACAGAUUACUCAGGUGAGAAAGAGGUUGUGUGGUGUUGUUUUGCUUACAGUGGAGGGGAUCCAUGGAUAGCUUGUCACUCACUCCACUGUACAGGAUUUUUCAAAUUAGGGCACUUAGCCUGAUAGUGGUAGCUCAAGGUGGUAUUCAUGGUUCCCCACCAACUCAUAAUUUCAUCCCCACAACAACCUUGUGAGGUAGGUUUGGCUGUGAGUCACCGAGAUCCUAGUCUGACGAUGUAGUGAAGUUAGAAAAUUUCAAUAGACAAACUUUGGUCAAGCUGAAGAAAAGCACUGUGGGAAGACCAAAGGCCAAAGGAUUUAUGGGAAAUGUGUCCUUGUUACUUUAAGCUGUAGACUAGCUGUCUCUGGGAGUGUGAAUGCUUAUCUCAGGCAUCUGCAGGAAGGAAAAACCUCUAGUUGAUUAAUGGUGAUUCUAAGUGUCAUCCCUAUGUAAAUAAGGGUUAUCAAGCCUCGUUACAGGAGAAGGAGGAUCUGGUGUGUCUCUGAGAAAUUUGGGGAGGAAACUUUUGAUCCUAAGGUCUUGAGAACAAACAAGCCUUAGCUGUCUCAAGCUGAGUUAUUACCCAACUAGCUGACCAUUGGUAAAUUUAAAAUAAAACAAGAAUUCUGAUUGGUCUUGAGGUCCAAUUCCACGUGGGGUUUUACAGAAUAAAAAGCUUAGGAAAGGAGUUUGUGGGCGCAGCUAUCCGCCCUUCUGUCAGGUGCCAUCAUGCUGAUGGUCGACUUGCUACAUUUGUAUGCGUGUCCUUUGUGAUGAAGAUUCCUAUUGUCUUCUUGAGAUGCAGAUUCAACUGAGGACUUUUCGAACUGCUCUAACCUUUCUUAUGUUCUCGUUUUUUGUAAGUACGUUUAGCUAGCGAUGCUUUACAGUGUUGUUGUUUUUCUGUCUGAAACGCUAUAAGAGAUGUGCCUACUUUUAAGUAUGUUUAAUUUUGUUUUUUAAGUAAAUUUUAAAAAGAGGAUUUCCUUGUUCUGUGUGCCUUUCUGGGGAAGUCUGAAUCCAAGCCUGACUAUUUAGCCUCCUACUGAACCUGUGAAUUCCUGCCUGUAAUUUGCGGAACCUGUUGAAUUUCUGCCUGCAUUUUGUGGAAGCAAUUUGCAGGGUGGGGCAGCCGGUAACUGGGAAGAGUACCCAAGGGAGAAGGUUAAUCUUCUGGCUAUCCUCGGAUACAAGGGAGUGGUGGCAGCAUUUACCCUUUUGGUGUGUUUUGUCCUGUAAAAAGUAUAUGUUGCGGCACCACCUUCCCUCUUUUAGCUUGGUCCCGCUGGAUUGUAGGAUAGGUGAAGAAGGGGCGUGUGACCCUAACAUUACUACAUGGUUGGCAGCGUGGUGGGAUCGAACUUCCCUACAGAAAGGCACUUUGAUUUUAAUUUGAGCACGUAUCUCUUAUAAGUUGCAGACGUUUUAUUUCUUUCUGAUAGAUAGGAAUCAUGGAAGGCGGAGUCCCCAUGAGCAUAGAAUGCGAACGGUGGAUGAAUGGGGGCCGGGUGGAGAGAGUAGCUCCCUUCCUACUGCGGCAGAACCCCCCCCCCAGCAACCAAUUUCUAAAGCAGACUCCUCCCCCUUGUUCUUGGAGCAUUCCAAGGGAGAAGAGAACGCCGACCAAUUAAGAGCUUCUCGGAGGGGCGGGAAAGAGUCGUGCAACUCUCAGAGUGCAGUUGGCGUGUCGUUUAACCAACAGCUAUCACCUCACGAGGAAGUGAAAGCUGUGAUUGCCUCUACACGUCCUAGAGGAAGCUAUCUUGUUUAUGCAGAGCCGAGGAAAAUGGAGUUUUCAGCCGGCGAAGCUGUCAAACGGGUGCCAGAUCCCGUCCAGGGAGGAUUUCGGUGCCAGGAAAAAUUUCCCCGAGUGGGCCAGUCCAUCAUUAUUGCCCCAAGAACCAGCCGGAUGGCGUAUGAGUAUCAAGACUUGCCACGACAAAUGCGGGAAGCAUCCGUGGAGGACGACGACCUGGAGCAUCCGUCCCAUGAAAGUUGCAGACCAGUGAGAUGUCGUUCGCCUAGUCCAGUCCGGGUCUACUCGUCAGUAAGAGCUUGGGAAACCUGUGGGGCGGCGCGACGGUACGAGGAGGAGGAGGUCGAACCUCACCCCCAACCCUCCCGUGGAUACACAGAGGAGGGACUUCAGCGUCCGGAUGGACAGGUGCCCCGUUAUUGUUAUGCCUCAAGGUAUGACUGUAGCCCAGAACCGCGGGGAGCAAUUCCAAGACAGGCUCCUCAAGGGUUUCCUUUGAGCAACUUUGACUUGCGGUUGUUUCCUACAUAUCAGCCCCCCACAGACGUUUUUAGUUAUUUAACUCUCUUUGAAGUGACCUGUCGGGAUAUGGGGGUGCCCUUGAGAAUGUACAUGCCUAUAUUGCGCUCCUUAAUUUGUGGGGAGCUAGUUGAGCUGAUGGCCCGUCUCCCUUUGUCCCAGGCAAAUGACUAUGAGCGUUUUAAAAGGCUGGUGAUGCAGAGGCCUGGGUUUCAUGCUGAAAAUUAUAGACGAGCCUUCCGGAAGGUGGAAAAAUGCAACCCCUCAGACAGUAUUUCUGUGUAUUCUUCGAAAAUGGCUCAAAAUUUUGAAUUAUGGCUUUUGGCUGAAGGCGUUGAUACUUUUGAAGGGCUAAGGCAAUUGCUGUUAAAAGAACAAUUUAUGCAACAAUUGCCUCCUGAGAUUGCAAGCCUAGUUGCCAAUCAGCAUCCAGCUACUUUGGAGCAAGCGACCCAGCUCGCAGAAUCGUUUAAAUUGAAGUGGUCCCAUCUGGUGAACAGGGGACAGCCGGGAGGGAACAGACCAGCGGUGUCGGCUCCAGCCGGGAGAUCUGCUCCCCCAGCUAAGGAACAAAGUAAAGCCGUCCCCAUGCCUACAAAAGACUCUUCUAUAGCGGGGGGUGACCGCUCGAAACUUGCUCCUAGUUCGGGGCUGUGCUUUCAUUGUAAAAAGCCUGGCCAUGUGAAGGCAGCUUGCCCUCAAUUGAAUGGUAAAAAGCCCCCAGCCUUGACAUCGACCCCUGCAGUGCGUAUGAUUCAGUGACCGGCGGAGGACUGGGAGGCUGAGCAGCAAAGUUCAGGAGCUGGAGAAAACCCAGUCCCAGAUGGGAGGGGUGGGGCAGCGCCUGAUGCUAUAAUUCCCAAGACUGCUGGAACCACUUCUAAUUCUGUUACAGUGGGGCCACUGAGUACAGGGGCAGGACCAAGGGUGCCACAUGUUAAUUGGGCUAAUUUAAAAUUUACAGCACCCAUUGAGAUCAACAGAAUUGCUGUGAACUGUUUCCAAGACACGGGUUCUGAUAUCACCAGCGUGUCUAGAGAUCUGGUUUUGCCCAUACAGAUGCAGCCUGACCCCUUGAAGAUCAGCCCAUAUGGCGUAGAUGAUAUUUCCCAACCUACCGCCAUUGUUCCGGUGUCCUAUAAAGGCUACACUGGAAAUCAACUUGUUAUAGUUCAUGAUCCUGAAGUGUGUAAAAGCCCUGUUCUGGUGGGAAAUGAUUUGGGAUUUAAGGUUCACCCACAGCAAAUAUCGGUGAACUCUUUGACAAUUAAGGUCUCACCCACCCAGGCACAGGUGAUGGAAAACUGGGGAAUGACACCUCAAGGUUUGAGGGCUGAGGGAAGGCGCCUGGUGCUACAAUUCCCCCAACCACGGGGACUGCUAAGACUGCUGUUCCUGAGAACCCGGUUGGGGAAGAGAGUUGGCUUAAUAAGUACCGCCACUCCUUGCGUUCAUUGUUCCAACUCAGCGUCUAAUGCACCCCCCAGUGUUCACAUUUGUCGAAUUGCUGUGCCUUCCUUUUGAGGCAAAAACUCUGAUACUGUGACUGUGCCAAAUGACUUAGCUUUUGUCCCAGCUGAUUCAGUCCAAUUUUUGGAAAAGUAAUUCUAGUGGUGGAAAAUUAAUCCCCCAACCUGCAGCCAUUGAUCCAGUUCCCUCCAAGGAUUUUAAGGGGGAUCAUUUUGUUCCAGUCCCUGAACCCCAAGUUUGUGCAAACCCUACUUUGGGGGAAGGUGUUUUGAAAUCUACAGUUCCUUUCCAGCAGCUUGCAGCAAGCCCCCUUGCAACGCAGACUGAGAAAGAUGCAAGGGGGUCCUGUCAGCUGAUAGCUGAGAGUCAAGAAGAGGAAGGGGGGCCACCUCAGCCUAGCCAAACCCUUGUGGAGAGUUGUGAGACUCUUGCCAUGACGGGGGAUUCUCUGUUGUUUGAAGUAAAGCAGAGAUUUGGUCAGUUUCUCCUAGGUUGCCUAAAAGCUGUGGAAAGCCCUCCUUGCGAGACUGAGUCUGUCUUUUUUGUGUCUAAAAAAGAAUUUUUCUAUCCACAGUUCAAGGACUUUAAAGACCCAGUUGAUAUGCUUAAUGUUUUUCAAAAUAUGUUUUGUAAUGUAAGUGGCUUCGUUAAAAAGAGAAUGAAAUUGGUGGGUCCUUUACAAAAUUUUAGUCCUGGGAAACACCAUGGUUGUGUUAUGAGUAAAAUUGUUUUCAGGUCUGGUGGGAUCAUCAGCCUGCCCAACCCCUUUGUUCAAAAUCUGCUGAAAACUUUGGUUGAGGUUUACCAAAGGAGCUCAGAGUUUUUUUCAAACCAGUCAGGUUUUGCCAAGCUCCUAGAUAAUCCUUUGUCCAUGCUCAGAGGGAGAUGGGAGGAGAUUGAGUUAAUUUUUCUCAAUUCGUGGCCAGAACGCCUUAAGCAUGUGCAGAGAGUUUUGGCACGAUUGCGAGAUGCAAACCUGACGGUUGAAGUGUCUAAAUGUAAGUUUGCUCAAGGAGAAGUGAUUUACUUGGGAUUUGCAGUGGGGUCGGGAAACAUCAAAUCCCUGGAAGCCAAAAUCCAGUGUGUGCAGGAAUGGCCCCAACCACAAACCAAGAAGGGUGUACAAUCUUUUCUAGGACUGGUCAAUUAUUAUCAGAGGUUUGUUAAUCAUUUUGCUACUCUAGCUACUCCCUUGACCAACCUGUGUAAGAAAGCUCUGCCAAUCAAAGUGGAUUGGACUGAUGAUUGUCAGCGAGCCUUUGAGUUGUUAAAACAGGCUCUUGUGAGUUUGCAGGUGAUGCUAGCCCCUGAUCAGUGGCGUCCCUUUGUGGUGCAAACCGAUGCCAGUCAAACAGGAUUGGGAGGGGUUUUGCUCCAACAAGACAAUGAGGGGAGUUGGCGACCGGUGGUGUAUCUGAGCAAGAAAUUGCUACCCCGGGAGCAAAAUUAUUUUACUGUCGAAAAGGAGUGUCUUGCUCUGGUCUGGGCUCUAACUAAACUCCGUCCCUAUCUGUGGGGUAACACCUUUGAAGUCCAGACCGAUCACUCCCCCCCCCUUUCCUUGGUGGAAAGAGUAAAAAACUCUAACCAAAAACUGCUCAGGUGAAGCUUAACCUUACAGGAUUAUCAAUUUAAGAUCACUCACAUUCCUGGAAAGGAGAAUGUGGUUGCUGAUACUCUGUCACGUAUGUACCAGUCUGUAAAGUGAAUUGUUGACGUGUGAAUGAUGUUCCACUUGAGUAUUUCCAAACUGUGUACAUAUUUUGUUUUGAUGAAAUUUAGGGACUUAACCCUGUAAUUUCAUCUUAGAGGGGAGGGUGUAGUGAAGUUAGGAAAUUUCAAUAGACAAACUUUGGUCAAGCUGAAGAAAAGCACUGUGGGAAGACCAAAGGCCAAAGGAUUUAUGGGAUAUGUGUCCUUGUUACCUUAAGCUGCAGACUAGCUGUCUCUGGGAGUGUGAAUGCUUAUCUCAGGCAUCUGCAGGAAGGAAAAACCUCUAGUUGAUUAGUAGUGAUUUAACACCUGGUUACUAAGUGUCAGGAGAAGGAGGACCUGGUGUGUCUCUGAGAAAUUUGGGGAGGAAACCUUUGAUCCAAGCUCUUGAGAACCAACAAGCCUCAGCUGUCACAAGCUGAGUUAUUAUCCAACUAGCUGACCAUUGGUAAAUUUAAAAUUAAUCAAGAGUUCUGAUUGAGGUCCGAUUCCACGUGGGGUUUUACAGGAAAAAAAUCCUAGGAAAGGGGUUUUGUGCCGCACCUCAUCUGCCCUUCUGUCAGAUACCAUCAUGCUGACAGUCAACUUGCUACAUUCCUAUGCAUGUCCUUUGUGAUGAAGAUUCCUAUUGUUUUCUUGAUAUGCGGAUGCAACCGAGGACUUUGUGAACUGCUCUAACCUUUCCUAUGUUCUCGUUUUGUAACUACAUUUAGCUAGAGAUGCUUUACAAUGUUGUUGUUUUUCUGUCUAAAACGUUAUAAGAGAUGUGCCUACUUUUAAGUAUGUUUAACCUUGUUUUUUAAAUAAAUUUUAAAGAAAAGAGGAUUUCCUUGUUGUUCUGUGUGCCAUUCUGGGGAAGUCUGAAUCUAGAGCCUGACCAUUUAGCUCCUACUGUACCUGUGAAUUUCUGCCUGUAAUUGCGGAACCUGUUGAAUUGCUGCCUGUAUUUUGUGGAAGCAAUUUGCAGGGUGGGGCAGCCGGUAACUAGGAAGAGCAACUUUCUCUCUUGGGUUAAUCUUCAUGGCUAUCCGGGGUUACAAGGGAGUGGUGGCUGCAUCCACCCUUUUAAUGUGUUUGGUUCUGUAAAAAGUAUAUAUUGCGGCACCACCUUCCUCUCUUAGCCUGGUCCCGCUGGAUUGUAGGUCAGGUGAGGAAGGGGCAUGUGUCCGUAACAUUACUGCAAGGGGGUAGUGGCGGGAUGCUGUGCCCCCUAACAUUACUACAUGGUGGCAGCGUGUUGGGAUUGAAUUCCUAACUUUAGUACAGACGCUCUAACCUCUAUGCCACACUGGCUCAUCAUAUUAUCAGACCAUUGCCUAUUAGAAGGCCUAAUGGUCACUAUUUUGCCUGCCAAUAUAUGAAACAAUAAGUGUUAGCAUUGUUUGUUAGUGCUACUGUGCAGUGCUGUCUUCAAUUUCACAACUGAAAGACAAUGUUUUAUAAUGCCAUCGUUUAUGGAUUUUAUUUCUUCUAUUAAAAGUUGGUGCAAUUUUGAGGCAUUUUAAAUCAUAAAUUUUGAGGGUUGGCUGAGACCUAUAAUCUCAAAAGCUGCUUCAAAAACACCAUUUAUUUAGAUUCAGAUGCUGAGCCAGAUUUGAUAAAGGUUUGGGGUUCCAAAGACCUGAAAAAGGCUGCCAGCCGUGUCAAAGAAACUGAUGUUAUUCUGGAUGCAUUUGAGAAAAUAACAGCAAAAUACAAGUAAGUAUCUUUAUGACUAAGAUUUAACUUGGUAUAUGACUUUAAGCUCAUUGACUACACUGAAAUUGGGCAUUCUUAAGCCACAAUACUUUGUGCUCUCUCUGUUACAGAUUGGUUUGCUGCAGUUGUGCUGUUUAAACAUAGUGAAUGUUGUCAUAUGAUUGUAACCAAAAGGCCAAGUCAUUUUUACUCUGUUAUGAAAUUAUUUUUCCCUGAUACUACUUCCUAGGAACUCUGCCCCUGCUCACUCAACUCGCCAAGCCCUUGCCAUUCCCCUCCCCCCACAUUACUACCCUAGGGCAACCCCCAUAGUCAUGUUUCUUCCUCUGCAGCCUUCUUUGCACAAACACCCCAUGCUUAUAUGUUACUGUAUCUCUUAAGAUUAGUAGAAUCUGAAGAGAUACAGUAAUCUUACAGCAGAUUAAGAGCAGGAGAAUCUUAAGAGCAAGUUUGUCAGUUUAAGUUCAGUUGAUGAAUGUUGUACAAAUGUGAGUAGUUGCUUGUUAAUAAAAUACAUCUUAUAAAGUACUACAUUCAAUCUGAGACAUUUUGUCAAAGACAACACAUGGUACCAUGAAUGAAAUACAUGAUUGUGGGAAGAUGCUGUUGAAUAUCUGAGGGCUUCACAUCCUCUGAUGUUGUUUAAAGCAGCAGUUUCCCUCAGUGUCCCUCUGUGCUCACUCCCAUGUCAUGACUGCUGUUGUUGUGCAGCCCGCCUUCUCUUCUGUUCCUCUGCCCCGUCCUGACUUCAUGCAAAUCCAGUAUUGUGAUGACGCACUACAAGUCCUCCAAUGGGCGCUGUGCAAUGGCAACCUUACAUUCUUAUGUAUAUAGGAAGAAAGAAUACUAGAACAAAACAAAUGGGUGCUUAUCUAAAACAAUUCCCAUCCCUCAAGUUUAAACCAUAAUGAGGAUGAACUAACUACAGUGGUACCUCGGGUUAAGUACUUAAUUCAUUCUGGAGGUCCGUUCUUAACCUGAAACUGUUCUUAACCUGAAGCACUGCUUUAGCUAAUGGGGCCUCCCGCUGCUGUUGCGCCACCGGAGCACAAUUUCUGUUCUCAUCCUGAAGCAAAGUUCUUAACCCGAGGUAAUAUUUCUGGGUUAGCGGAGUCUGUAACCUGAAGUGUAUGUAACCUGAAGCAUAUGUAACCCGAGGUACCACUGUAAAUGUAAUGCAACUAAAUUAAGCUUUCAGUGUUUCAAGUUAUAAUUUCACAUGUUAUUCAGUAGGAGAAAUUUAGAUAGUUGAUGGCAUUAUCCAAUUUUUGUCCGCUCGUAUCAAGUUCAAUACCUAGAAUAUGUUUUUCAAUAUACUGAUCAGUUCAGCAUUUUUCUUUAGGUUUGUUUAAUAUACUGAUUUGUAUGCAUUCUUCCCUAUUCAGACAAGGAGUGGAGCUGAAAAUAUGUAGGAAAGCUAUUGAUAGCUUUUCUAUUGCGUUCAGAGAGCAACUCACCAAUAAUGUAAGUACAUUUGUUCCCUUAUUUCUGCUGUUCAGAUGGAAGUGCCAUUGCUUAUGUUGCCAAAACGGCACCAUCCAGGCACAAGAGGGAGGUACUGGAGUUUGCAGAAGCAUUACAAAAAUAGGGGGGAACCCUCAGAAAGGGAAAGCCCGAAAACAGCCCGCCAAUGAUAAAAUUUGCUUAUUGGCUGUGGCAUGCCAGCUAGUGAAAUGCUCUGCAUGAAUAAGGCUGACAAAUGGAAAUGAGGGUGCAGCGCUGCCAAAAUGCAAACAAGACUUGCAUUUGUUAGACUGGUGAGGGAAAUGAGGGGCUCAAAUGGAUGGGGUGGUGGAAGGGGGAAAGCCCUCUGCAAAUUAUCUGUUCAGACCUGUAGCAAGAGUGAUCUGUUCUUCACAAGGAGGAUAAGGGGAUGGUUCACCAUGUGGUUCUGAACAAAUUGCAUCUGAGAGAAUGUGACCCUCAUCAAAAAAAGGUUCCCUUCUACUGUUACACAUACAAAGGCUUUGUAUUACAGUGGUGCCUCGCAAGACGAAAAGAAUCCGUUCCGCGAGUCUCUUCGUCUUGCGGGUUUUUUCGUCUUGCGAAGCAAGCCCAUUAGUGGUUUAGCGGAUUAGUGCUACAGUAUUAGCGGCUUAGCAGGCUUAGUGGAUCAGCUGAUAAGCGGCUUAACGAUAAGCUGAUAAGCGGCUUAACGAUCAGCUGAUAAGCGGCUUAGCAUCAGCUGUUAAGCGGCUUAGCCAUCAGCUGAUAAGCGGUUUAGCGGCUUGGGGAAAAGGGGGGGGAAAGGGAAAAAAACCCCGCAGGAACUCGCAAGACAUUUUCGUCUUGCGAAGCAAGCACAUAGGAAAUUCGUUUUGCGAAGCACCUCCAAAACGGAAAACCCUUUCGUCUAGCGGGUUUUCCGUUUUGCGAGGCAUUCGUCUUGCGGGGCACCACUGUAUCUGACAUGAUUUUUCCUCUGCUGUUUUCCCAACUGCAGACUUUAAAACUUGCUUUUCAAAUGACAUAUGUACUUCACAGAGAACAUUUGAAAACUGAACUGAAACCUGUUGUAUUAUUUAAUUCUCAAACUUAGAAAUGAUAGCAUUAACAAAGUGCCCACAGCAAAAUUAAAAUAAUACUUAUUAUGAAAAAUGUUUGUGGCGAUUAAUGAUUUAACAUUUUUAAAGGACUCCAGCCAUGUUUCUCAAAUGGAAGACGUAUUGUAAAACAACCAGGAAAGAAAGGUGAAGGGUGGGAUAAAUCUUUUAAAUAAAACUUUGAAUCAUAUUUUCCCCAGUUGAGCACUGAUCCUUUAAGAUUCUUGGCUUAGGAUAAUAAAUACAGAUUUAGAACUAUGAAAACUAAGUAACUUUCCACAAAUUACAGAAUCUUUGUAACUUACCUGCUUAGGCCCUAAUGUUGGACUGAGCCAAGACAGUGUCCCAAACAGUUGGCAUUCACCUGGGAUUCUGGCAUGGACUUACUCAUGGACUUACAAGUUGUAGGAGCUGCAUCCUAGUUGGCUACAGCAGGAUAGUGUAGCUAGAGCCUUGGAAAGAGCACAGAAAGGAGAAGGAAUCAAAAAGUAAUGAUCACAGUUUUGGUUGUCUCUCAUAUGAGUAACCAUGCCUUUUGAGCUUCCCUUGUUGACUCUAUGUUAUGGUUAGCCAGCUCCUGCCUUCUAGCCAGCCAUCUUGAUCCCAAAGCUGCAACAGACAUAUGCUAAAGGGAGAAAUCUGGAAAUCACAGAACUCUAAAAAAGUUGUUGUUGUUGUUGUUUAGUUGUUUAAUCGUGUCCGACUCUUUGUGACCCCAUGGAACAGAGCACGCUAGGCACUCCUGUCUUCCACUGCCUCCCGCAGUUUGGUCAAACUCAUGCUGGUAGCUUCGAGAACACUGUCCAGCCAUCUCGUCCUCUGUCGUCCCCUUCUCCUUGUGCCCUCAAUCUUUCCCAACAUCAGGGUCUUUUCCAGGGAGUCUUCUCAUAAGGUGGCCAAAGUAUUGGAGCCUCAGUUUCAGGAUCUGUCCUUGCAGUGAGCACUCAGGGCUGAUUUCCUUAAGAAUGGAUAGGUUUGAUCUUCUUGCAGUCCAUGGGACUCUCAAGAGUCUCUUCCAGCACCAUAAUUCAAAAGCAUCAAUUCUUUGGCGAUGGUCCAUAAAGCCUUCUUUAUGGUCCAGCUCUCACUUCCAUACAUCACUACUGGGAAAACCAUAGCUUUAACUAUACAGACCUUUGUUGACAUGGUGAUGUCAGAGACCUCAACUUAAAAAAAAACCUAUCAGCUUACUUGUAAUUGGAUAUCUACUUCCAGAAACCCCGUGGCUAGAAAAUGUGAAACCAAUGAAUUGCAACCCUUACAGUGACACAUAAAAGCUGUGCCAUAAUAAAACAACUGAAUAAAAGAGUAAAUUAAGAAGCUAUGCUGUAUUACUAAAACCUGCACAUUUUCAUUAGGUUGCAGGUGCUGAGGAACUUAGAACAACAAAAUUGAAAAAUGCAAAGGUAAACAAUUUCAUGAAUCUUCAUUAAUUGUAUGGGUUCUGUCUAACUACAGAAGUGAGUAUGCAUGUUGGAUUAGGACAUUUCAGUGAAUUAAGAGCUGGAGUUCGCAGUGUGCCCUGUGAAUUUCACCAGAGGGAGAAGCUCUCCUUCCAAUAAUGAUUAAAUCCAACUGCUGUGGCAAGAAUUUAUGUCCUCGUCUUGAUUUUGGCUCUGAGACAUGCUAGUUUUAGAGGUGUGCUGCUUUGAAGCCCACGUUUUUCAUCCAUGAUUGCUUUGGAGUGAGUGGGAAGGCUAGAUUUCUGCUUCCGAGGUGGCUGUUAGAGGGAGAAUAUUUGGAAUCAUGAGACAGGACACCGGAGGGCAUGUUGUCUCUGUGGCUAAUUGUAUUGACUGAAAUGUGUUCAGUCAACAUAUUUCAACCUGAUCAGGUGUAGUGCUUGUGUACUGCCGUCUGCAACUGAACAUUCCCCAGGAUAAGAAGCAAAUCUGCAUUCAGUACUCAUUGCUGGAGCCAGUUUGUGAAAGGUGUGUGUGUCUUAGACCAAAAUGCAUAGCUUUCAUACAACUCCUGGCUCUCUUCUUCCUGGCAUUUUGGAUGUUCAGGAGCAUUAUAUUCACUACAUGUGAUAAAGAACCCAAAUAGAUUGGCAUGCCUUAUAUGAGAAAAUGAAUUUAUUACAACUGUUUUGUUCUCUUGCUAUAGCUUUUCUAAAAGCAGACAUUAGUUUUGGUGGACAAUUUUUUAAAAAUAAAACCACUGACAUUAAUGCCAUUGUAUUCAUAAUGGCAGGUAUUGAUUUUAUAUAAUGAAUGUUCUGUCCUCUUAUACCAAUUAAUCAAUUGGAUUUCCUUUCAGUAAACAUCAUUUGUCCCCCUGUACAUUAAUUGUAUUUAUUUAUUCUGUCUGUCACUCAUUGUACUUAUUAUAGCAGGAUCAUGUGCAGUUAAAUAUCAAGUACAGAAAAUGUACUGUAGUUGUUUUUUGAUUCCAAAUAUGACCCAUUUACUCAUUAUUAUGAACUUUGAUGCAAACAAAACCAUUAAAAUAUUUAAUACAAAUGAUUAAGGACUGACUGAAGUGAUAUCCAAUGUUAGUUAUAUGCUGAGUAGGUCCACAGAAAUCAAUGGGCAUAUUAGUUAAGUUCAUUGAUUUCAGUGGGUCUGCUCCAAGUAUGACUUAGCUGGAUAUCACCCUUUGUAUGUUUUGCUUUUCAGUCUUAAAAUAUAUUUAUUGUCAUUACAGAUGGUGAGAGCAACAAAUAAGAAAAGGCAGCGUUUGACAGAGGUCAAAGGAGAACUACUUAAGUAUGUUCUUAUCAGUUAAAAUGUUUCAUGAAAUAACUUGAAAUACAUUUUAGAUUUAAGUUUUAGACAUAGUCCAGAACACUUCUUAUAUUAUUAAAGUUUAAAAUGCUUUCUUAUUAUAUACCUCUCAUAAGCUCAUUUGUGUAUGCUUUUUUAUAUUCUGCAGUAUUUUGUGUUUUAUCAUGAAUCAUAAAUUCCACUUGUUUGGUGCAAUUAUCAAUGUUGACAGAAUAAUUCUAUUGUUAGAGCACUGUUCUCUUCUUUGUUACAUGCAUUUCUAAACACCAGGAAGCUUCAUAAACACAAUUUGUGACAACCUGUUUUCAAGGUGUUUUUUUUAAAGAUGAUUCUUCAUGGUCUCUGUGGAGUCACAUGUGGGUUUUGUGCAAAGCAACAUUUUGGAAAGUUCUAGAGCCUCCUCUCAAAUGAGUGGAAGCAAGUGCCUUCCUGCCCAGGUCUUUUUCAACUGACAGCUGAGCAGCAGUGUUGGAUACAUGUUAUUCACUCAACUCUAAACCUUUUUCCUUAGCUUUUUGCUAGAAGUUUGUUGCCUUACUAGUUACAACUUACACAUAUGUUAGUCCAUUGCUGCUGAUAAUUUGUCACUGAGGCCCUCAUGGAUUUGAACUGUUUCAAGGUGUGUUGCUAACAGACUUCUGCUAGGUAACCAACUAGCCUAUGCUGUGCCAUCAUUAGUCCCUCUGCUUUAGAUCUUAGAGCCAGGAAAUCUUUGGGGGAACCAUCCUGCAGGAUUGUGUCCUCCAGGGAGGCCAGCUUGGUAAACUUCCAUUUCUGCAUCUACACACAUAGCAUGAAGGAAGUCAGGUUGCUUACUUUAAACUGAUGUUCUUUGAGUGGUCUUCUGUACAGUCACACAUCUCUUUCUUGCUGUAGGCUCUUAGAAGCUCAUCUUGAGGAGCUAGAUGGAAAAGCACUGACGCACGCAAAUAGAGUGGGCUCUGUACCUUUGAAGGGAAGGACAAGUCCCAGUUCCCAUUCUAUUGUAUUUAUUACUUUCUGUUUAAGGCACUAAGGUAGCCUCAGCUGAAGGGCUGUUUAGAAGUUCAAUCAAUCAGUAAUCUUUGGCUCAGGAGCUUCUUUAAAACAUUGUUCUGUGGAAGUGAAGAACCCAUGUGUGACUGAGCAGAAGAUCACUUGAAUGUUAGCUACAGUUAACUAUUUUUUAGCAGAACCAAGUAGCUCAUCAAGGCACAACGCUUACACAUUUGUGUUUUGCAGAACUGAACCACAGCUAAAGAAACUGGAAAGAGAAUAUGCUGAACUAAAGGGAGAACUAUCCACUCUCAGGAAUGCAGUUCAGUUGGUGACUGAUUUAAAGGAUCUUAAACAAAAAUAUGUCAAUGUCAGAAAGGAAAACCCACAAGAAAAAACAGUAGUAAGUAUAUGUUUAAUAGUUUGAUGCCAUAUGCAGUAUUUCAUUACUUUGGUAGAGAAAUCCUCAUUGUUGCUACUGUUGUUUUGGGCAGCUGGGUUGGUGGGAGAAUCCAUGGCAGAGAAACCACCCAAACCCUGUUGUGCUCAUUCUGAAAGGGCUUAUUGUGGUGGUAACAUUUAACCUCCCCCCUGCCCCAAAUUCUGUGCUGCUCCAGCCUUUUCUUUUGUAGUUCCCUCCCAUCCAGUGGGAGGGAAAAAUUGGUAUACCAGCUCCAGGGGUAGUGUAUUCAAUCAUCUCUCAGCAGUCCCAGUGGCAUGCUGAGGGAAAGAAGGGGUUUGGAUCCAGCAGAUCCAAAGGCACCUGAUCCACCCUUGGUGCUAUUACUUUUGGGGCAUACAAAAGUGACACUGCCCACCUAGAGGGAGAUCCAGUAUAUCCUACGGCCCCUGGAAUGCCUUGCCAGGCUACCACUCGAUUUGACAAACCUGGUUCUGAAUAGUCCCCAAACUACAGUGAGUGGUUAGUGUUGAUCUGGGUGCAACUGCAUGGGUGGGUGGGGCUGUGACGGGAUUAUUUCACAAAGUGUUUUAAUACUGCCUUUCUUAGAAACAUUGUUUCCCCCCCGUUUUCUUCUUUCAUAGUAUGGUGCCUCCAGCCUUCCUGCACUCCUGGUGGAAUCACGAAGAAUUUUAGGAGCUGAAAGCCACGUUCGCCGUAUCAACUCAAAAUUACAACAGGUUUUAGAUUCACAAACGGAGGACUAGACAUAUAUACAUAUAAUUUACACUUUACUGCCUAACGAAUACCCCGCCAUAUUUUAAAUACAACUACACAGCAGAGACCCAUUGAAAUUAAUGAACAUUACUAAGUUAUGUCAAUUAAUCUCACUAGGUCUAAUUGGAGUAAAACACAGUUGAAUGCCACCCCACUGACACCUCUAAUAGAACUGUAGUUGAAGCAGGAAAUUGGAAGAUUAAUCCUUUUUUGAAGAGAUUUUUCUCAAGUGGCUGAACUAUUCAUACUUUUAGUGUUGCUAUCUGAACUCAGCAUAAAAAGCAAUAAAUGCUUUUUUAAAUUGCCAGUUAAGUUGGAGGCAAAUAGGAAGUAGUGGAAUAGGACAGAAAACUGAAUAUAAACAAGAUAAACCUUGAUAGUUUUUUAUGGCAAGCUUGAGAAGUGACCUCACUGCUUGCUGUCAAGCCCUAAGAACAUCUGAACAGCAGCAUGUUGGCUACCUGUGGCCCACAGGGUAGUAUAAUUUACAUUAAGCUACUUUGUUUUCCAUCACUAACAUAAUUAAAACAUACCAAAGAAAAACAUUCUAAAAUGAAGCAGGUGGCUUGUCCCCUCUUCUGCCAAUCUCACACUCUGUGCGAAACAGUAAAUAUAUGUGUAGUUGGACAUGUAUGUGAAUUACACAAAUCACUUUCUACACUAUAACUUUAUUCAUUUGACUAUUUAGCUGUACUAAUCCAUUUCUAGAAUUAAGAGAGAGCAUAUUUCAGUAACUGGCAUCUUGGUGGUUGCUAAGUUGUUUCAGCCCUGUAAGGGGUACUAUUGUUUUUUGGUGUUUGAACUCUUGGGACUAGCUAGCUGAAACCAUCAUGAUUUCUCAAGUAAAAGCACAUUGUUGGCUAGCUUGUCUGGCUAUUGCCAACAUAACUACCCUAGCGAAUGCUUUUUAUUCAGCCAUACCUAAUUUAUUAAAGUAGAGUUACUUUUUUGUUUCAUCUCCUUUGUGUUUUCUUGAAACCUCUAUUAGGAGUUCAUCAGGUAUUUCAUCUGUACUCCAAGGCUGAAAUGUUUCAGCAGCUUCAGCUAGUUCUAUAUCCUCAGCAGCUUCCAAAAAGCAGAUGUCAUUUUCAUUAUCUCCUGUGAUACUUGAGCUUUUCUUGGUGUUCAGCUCUCUAUUUUCAUGUGUUGUCGUUAAAGAUUUUCUUUCUGUAAGGUUGUGGUGUGUGUUUGCUUUUUCCUCAAUAUUUCCAUUUUCAUCCAUUAUAUACACAUAUUCUUCAUCCUUUUAAAGUAAACAAGUGAUUUCAAAAGAAAUAGUUAUUUGAGGAUUAUAACUUUUAACCAGGUUUUAAAAUAUUUAUGUAUUUCAUACAACCAGAUACAAGUUUAUUUUUUUUGUUAUUGUUACUACCAUUGAUUACUUGCCUUCUAAACCAUUGUCUUAAGGCAAUUUACAAAUAAUUAAAAACAGUUAAGCAUGAAAAACAAAAAAUGAAUUUAAAACAUUGUUUUCAGAAAGUGCAGACAGUGGGUGCCUGUUGUAUUGUGAAAGAAAUGUUAUUCCAAAGAACAGGGCCCCACUAACAACUCUGCUCCGAAUUAUUGUGGAAUGGGCUUCUGAGAUCUCUGGAACUUGCAGGAAAAACUCUCCCUCAGGUGGCAGCAAUCUACUGGGUGAAUCUAAGGGACAGGGCAGUCUCACAAGUAACCUGGUCCUGAGCGGUUAUAGGGCCUUAAGUCAUGCACCAAUCAAAGUUGGUGAUUUUUAUAAAUUCAGUAGAGCACCAUGUGCUCCAAUGAGUAUUCAUAUACAGUAGCUGCAAACACUCUUAAAUAUUGCCUGGCUUUGGUGUUUAGAGGCAUAAGCCAAUAACUGUCUGCAGCUGCCCAACAUAAUAUAUCAUGGCUGUUGAAGAAGCUUUCCUUCAGUAGGAAAGAGCUAAGCCUCAGUGGGAGACUUUCUAACAAGUUGGUCUUUUAAAGAUCCUGAAUGCACAAAGCUAAGAGGCCACACAGGCAAGUUCACUUGCAAAUUAGUUACCAGAUAGAAAUUUCACAUCAUCUAACAUCAUCACUAUUUUUCACUUGAGAUGUUUCACAUUCAACUUGAGUGUUCACAGAUUAAAUGAUGUCACAUAUGUGCAGCAGCUCAGAGGCCUACUUUUUGUUAAGAUAGUUAAUCUAUAUGUUCAAAAGUUGUCAUGAAGAGGUGGUUGCCACCAGUGCUUUUUUUCUGGGGGGACGCAGGUGUACGCAUACCCCUAAACAUUUUGUGAAUCUAAGUUUGGCCUCAUGGAGGGGCAGUAUUUCAAUAUGAGUAGGAAAAUGAAAGUACCCCUAAACAUUUUUUUAGAGAAAAGCCACCAAUUCAAGUUGAAAGGGUACUAUUCCACAUGGUCAAAGAGCUGUAGUGUAGCUCAGAUAUAUUUUCAAAGUGGUAGAUGAAAAGCUAGGAAUUCCUUUAUUAGGAGGUUAAUAGAGGGCACUCUUGCGAUUUCUGUCCCAGCAACAUGACCCUAUAUUGCACAUUUAGUCAUCUGUUAUUGCUGGUAAGAAAAAAGUUAAGACACACAACUCUGCUCAGACUUUACUAAUUAGACAACAAUAUUUUUACACCAUACAGUGGUACCUUUGUUUAAGAGCAGCUUGGUUUUUUAACAACUUGGAUUAAGAAUGCUGCAAACCCGGAAGUAGGUGUUUUGGUUUGUGAACUUUGCCUUGGAAGCAGAACAUGUUCCGCUUCCUGUUGAGUGUGUUCCAUUUGUAAAUUGAGUCCCCAGCUGCUGUGGGAAAGCACACCUUGGUUUAAGAAUGCUUUGGUUUAAGAACUGACUUCCGGAACGGAUUAAGUUCGUAAACCAAGGUACCACUGUACUUUCUAACCUAGCUCAUGAUAGAGCAGGAGCAUUCUACUUGCAUUUUCAUUAACAAUACUUCUGCCAAAAUAACACAUGGAGAAGGUCUUAUUACAAAGUUCUGGUUUCAGUGGGAUGUGGUUCGUAGCAGUUGCACAACUGUGCAGACUAAAGGAAUUCACAGAUCAGGGAUGGGCUUGCAUGACUUUAAUGAGAGAAACACAAGCAGUACUACAGUAUUCACAACCCCCUCACAAUGAGUAAUUUUCAAUUCUAUGGGCAUAUUGUACACAAAUUGAGAGGAGUUAUGCACUUGCACAACUUUAAUAAUGCAAGCCUAUGACAACAUCAAGACUGCUAAUGAAAUACUGGUUUUAUUUUAAAAAGUAGGCAUGGAAUUUUUUCCCCUCUAACGUUUGCUCAUUUUUCAUCUACGCAACUCAUUUUCUAAACUGUUUGCUACAGAAAUAGGUCUUGCCAGGAUAUAACCAAAACAUUUCAAUAUUGCACUGUGAGAAAAGCAUACCUCUUUGAAAAGAAAUGGGAGGCAUACCUCAGCUGGUAGUGGAAAACCUGUUAAAUACAAAGAGAGUUUAUAUUGAAUUAUAACAAUUUAACAUUAGAAGCUGUAAUAUUGUAGGUAAUACAAAAAAGUACUCACAUUCUGACUUGAAGUUUUCUGCUCUGCAAACAGGGUCAUGGCAUUUUUGAUACCAAUUCUCACUUUUCAAAUCUAUUACAAUCCUUGAAAUAGAUUUAAUAGUUUAUGUAAGUUUCAGUCAAUGAGAGUGAUCUUAAUUGCUUUAUUUUAUAGCCUUGCUACAGAUAAAUGCUUUGCAG